Molecule: messenger RNA, 9123 nt
Organism: Salmo salar (Atlantic salmon)
Lineage: Eukaryota; Metazoa; Chordata; Actinopteri; Salmoniformes; Salmonidae
Source: RefSeq, a predicted model, not a curated record
AUAUUGAAUGUCCCACACAUCAUGCAUGUACGUUGGGAUCCUUGUGUGUGGUGAAUAAACUGUGGUGAAUCCGUGUGUUCUCAGCGAUGAUGUAUAUAACUCUGUAUUCUAGAGGUACACCAGUGUCGUGGUUGGCUGGCAGUCAAAGGGAGUGACCAUCCCGGGAUUUCCAGUAGAAAAAACGCAGAAACGUCAGAGCCACACACACCAACACCGCAGCAAGACACGGAAUACCCCUAUUCUCUCCUCUUGUUCUCUCCUCUUCUCCUCUCUCUUCUUCUCUCAGCAGAAGACAGUACAGGGUCCAUAUUCUCCAAGAAGCGGCACUAACGGAGAAUGUGGUUAUCACCCUGUUCUGGAAUCUCCACUGCAUUCAAUCUUCUUAUCGUUCGGUUUUACACCUUCUAAAACAAGAUAAUCAUUUUAUCGUUAGACUAAAUCUCAACUAUGGACAAGCACCCAGGCUCCAACACGAUCAACCCCGCAUCCUGCCAUGGGAAUCCCGCCGCACAGAGGUUGGACGGAGGAGGUGGCGGUCCGUGUCCGCACAGCCUGAGCUCAGAGGCAGGCACCGCAGGCAGCCGUGGUGGGGUGUCCGGGGACAGCGGGUCUACUCCGCAUCAAACCCGCAAGCGGCGCCUGGAGGGGGUCCUCAAUAAAUACACCAACCUGCUACAGGGAUGGCAGAACAGGUAUUUUGUGUUGGAUCCAGACAUCGGUCAGCUGCAAUACUUUGUGAAUGAGCACAGUAAGAAUCAGAAGCCUCGUGGUUCUCUGCCCCUCAUAGGGGCCUCUGUGGCCCUCAGCGAUGAACUACUGCACAUGUUCACUGUCCACUCUGUCACUGGAGAGGCCUAUAAACUCAGAGCUUCGGACGCUGGGGAACAGCAGCUGUGGAUGAGUCAGAUGCAGCUCUGUGCCCGGCGCCACUCUGACUCCAGUGCCAAGGGCCGGACACGCAGCUUCUCCCUGCUCCCUCCUCCACUCAGCCACCACCACCCUGCCCCGCCCGUCGCCUCCUCCUUCAUCUCCAACACCUCCUCCUCACCUGGUACCCAGAGAAAGCCUCUCUACCCUGGGGUUGGAGGGGUCGUCACCAUCACCCAUCACAGAUCCCCUGCUGCGGCCCGCCGGGCCAGGACCCAGAACAACCAGAACUACCACCCUGCUCCAGGGAGGCUGAGCCAGGUCAAAGAGGUGAUGACCCAGGCAGAGGGCCAACAGAAGAACCUGGUUAACUCCAUAGAGUCCCUGCCCUCCCGUGGUCCUCUGUCCUCCUUAGACCAGGACCUUCUUCUCCUCAAGGCCACGUCAGCAGCUACCCUCUCCUGUCUGGGAGAGUGUCUCCACAUGCUGCAGCACAAUGUCAGCCAGGCCGCGCAGCAUGUCACCCUGGGUCGGUCAGACAGCCAGGACCGGAGUCAGAGUCCCAUCCACAAACAGACGUCCAGCCAGAGUAACAGCAACAUCUCCAGUCAGACUCACAACCACAACCACAACCAGUUCAAGAAGCAGAUGAGCCUGGAUCCCAACCAUGUUCCCACCGCACCAUCAGACAGCUUUGCAGGAUGGCCCAGAUCUCCCUCAGAGAAGCAGGUGACCAAUAGAGGAGGGACACCUCUUCCACAUGUUCCCUCUCCAGCCCACAUCAACAAGGAGCUGGUUAUCAACUGUGUGCCCCAGCAGGCCCCCCCCACCCCAGAGUCUAUAGAUCCCAGUGAAGAGAUGACAGACACAGAGGACAGUGAGGAAGAGGACCUGGGAGUCAGAGAGGACCAAAGGAACAUUAUCCUUCACCUGCUGUCACAGCUCAAACUGGGCAUGGACCUCACACGGGUGGUACUCCCUACCUUUAUCCUGGAGAAGCGUUCCCUCCUAGAGAUGUACGCUAACUUCAUGGCUCACCCAGACAUGUUCCUGGCCAUCACCACGGGAACCACCCCAGAGGAGCGCAUCGUCCGAUUCGUGGAAUACUACCUGACCGCCUUCCACGAGGGGCGCAAGGGUGCCGUGGCCAAGAAACCCUACAACCCCAUCCUGGGAGAGAGCUUCAGGUGUUCCUGGGACGUCCCCGAGAGAGAUAACACUAACACUACACCCACUUCAAACCCCGCCCCUAACCCCGCCUCUUCCUCUAGAGGCUCUUCCCCUAACCCCGCCUCUUCCUCUAGAGGCUCUUCCCCUAACCCCGCCUCUUCCUCUAGAGGCCCUUCCCCUAACCCCGCCUCUUCCUCUAGAGGCCCUUCCCCUAACCCCGCCUCUUCCUCUAGAGCCUCCCGCCGGACAGGGACGGAGAGCGGGGGUGCUCAGGCAGAGGACUGUUACCGGGUAAGGUUCGUGGCGGAGCAGGUGUCACACCACCCACCUGUCACUGGGUUCUACUGCGAGUGCAAAGAGAGGAACAUGUGCGUCAACACCCACGUCUGGACCCGGAGCAAGUUCAUGGGCAUGUCCAUCGGAGUAUCUAUGGUCGGGGAAGGUGUUCUACGUCUGUUGGAGCAUGAUGAGGAGUAUGUGUUCACUCUGCCCUGUGCCUACGCCCGCUCCAUCCUUACCGUACCUUGGGUGGAGCUGGGAGGAAUCACCAUCAGUUGUGCCAAGAGUGGAUACUCUGCCACCGUUACCUUCCAUACUAAACCCUUCUAUGGAGGGAAGAUACACAGAGUGACAGCGGAGGUGAAGCACAACCCGACGGGGACCAUAGUGUGUAAGGCCCAAGGGGAAUGGAACGGUACCCUCGAGUUCACCUACAGCAGUGGGGAGACCAAGGUCAUCAACACCUCCAAGCUGUCUGUCAUCAGGAAGAAGAUACGCCCCAUGGACAAACAGGGACACUAUGAAUCACGGCGUCUGUGGCAGCAUGUUACCUCAGCUCUCAGGUCAGGAAACAUUGACUCUGCUACAGAGCACAAACACUGUCUGGAGGAGAGGCAGAGAGCAGAGGGCCGACAGAGAGCUGCCUCCAACACACACUGGAAACCCAAGUACUUCAUCAAGGAGGGCGAGGGCUGGGUGUAUCACAACCCCUUGUGGAAGACCCACUGACGAGGGGAGGGGCCUCGGGGGGACGGGCAACAUACCAGCUACCAAUCACAGCACAGCGAGCAGCCCGCUGGUGGUCAUUGCAACACACGGGGACCAGCUAGCCAGGCCGCUAGAGAAUAGACCAAAUACACAAGGGGCUGUGUUCAAAAUGGAACCCUAUUCUCUAUAUAGUGGACAACUGCAGAAGGAGUGCACUAUAUAGGGAAUAGGGUGCUAUUUCAGAUUUGCCUAAGGACUGUCUUGGAUGAGGAGCUUGUAUCUCAGUCAUUCAAUAAGAAUGAGAGGUGCCAAAGACUAUCAGAGGGACGGGAACUACAGUCAGACAGCAAGCUCACUGAGUUUCCUGUCAGAAGCUGACCUGCUCCAAACGAUCCAGGAAACUGGGCGGCCAUUUAGGAGACGGACCAGGUCGAACCAGGAAGAGGUUGGGAGGGACAGAAGAUGAGCGUGAUCGUUGGUGGUCAAAGAGAGCUGAACAAUUCUGUAGCUUUUUGAUAUACAGUAGAAUCCAAAUAGCAGAAGAAUAGAUAAUAUUCACAUGCUUCUUCCUUCUUCCUUCACUUUUCAUUUGUUUGCACAGGUACUGUAGCCUACUGUAGCUGUCUCCACUGUUAUUACCCAAUAGGCCACAGGAGGGGCUGUCCUUCCACUGUAUGAUGUAUGUAAGAUCCAAGGAUCUAUGAUUUGUUCAUAAUAACACACAACACCAUACACACUGAUUAGUGAAGAGUCUUCCUUCAGCCCUUCUGUUGUAUGCCGUCCAGUAUAUACGUAGCGGUAUGUGUUUGUCACACUUGACUUGGACACUGUUCAUAACACAAUAACCCAGUAUAGAGAACAGCGUUUUCUUCAGCCGUUCCAGCAGCCCACAAUGGAGAAUGUAAUCAGAGGUGAACACUGCUAUAAUGUCAAAGUCAAAGCCAUUUCUCCAGCCCACACCAGCACUCUCAGUAUUCACACACUAACGUUGUAGUGAUUGGAACCAGGAAGUAGCCCGGGGCUCCAGUCUGUUUGUCCUUUAUAUGGAUGAACCUUGAAGAGAUCUUUAUUCGGUCUAACCUUGAAGAGAUCUUUAUAUGGCUGAACCUUGAAGAGAUCUUUAUAUGGCUGAACCUUGAAGAGAUCUUUAUUUGGCCGAACCUUGAAGAGAUCUUUAUUCGGUCUAACCUUGAAAAGAUCUUUAUAUGGCUGAGCCUUGAAGAGAUCUUUAUUCGGUCUAACCUUGAAGAGAUCUUUAUAUGGCCGAACCUUGAAGAGAUCUUUAUAGGGUCUAAUUUAUGGCCUAACCUUGAAGAGAUCUUUAUAGGGCCUAAUUUAUGGUUUAACCUUGAAGUGAUCUUUAUAUGGCUGAACCUUGAAGAGAUCUUUAUUCGGUCUAACCUUGAAGAGAUCUUUAUAUGGCUGAACCUUGAAGAGAUCUUUAUAUGGCUGAACCUUGAAGAGAUCUUUAAAUGGCUGAACCUUGAAGAGAUCUUUAUUUGGCUGAACCUUGAAGAGAUCUUUAUUCGGUCUAACCUUGAAGAGAUCUUUAUAUGGCCGAACAUUGAAGAGAUCUUUAUAGGGUCUAAUUUAUGGCCUAACCUUGAAGAGAUCUUUAUAGGGCCUAAUUUAUGGUUUAACCUUGAAGUGAUCUUUAUAUGGCUGAACCUUGAAGAGAUCUUUACUUUAUGGUCUAACCUUGAAGUGAUCUUUAUAUGGCUGAACCUUGAAGAGAUCUUUAUAUGGCUGAACCUUGAAGAGAUCUUUAUUCAGUCUAACCUUGAAAAGAUCCUUACAGGGCCUAAUUUAUGGCCUUUGAAGAGAUCUUUAUAUGGCAGAACCUUGAAGGGAUCUUUAUAUGGCUGAACCUUGAAGAGAUCUUUAUAUGGCUGAACCUUGAAGAGAUCUCUAUAGGGUCUAAUUUAUGGCCUAACCUUGAAGAGAUCUUUAUAGGGCCUAAUUUAUGGCCUAACCUUGAAGAAAUCUUUCUAGGGUCUAAUUUAUGGUCUAACCUUGAAGAGAUCUUUAUAUGGCUGAACCUUGAAGAGAUCUUUAUAGGGUCUAAUUUAUGGUCUAACCUUGAAGAGAUCUUUAUUGGGUCUAAUUUAUGGUCUAACCUUGAAGAGAUCUUUAUAUGGCUGAACCUUGAAGAGAUCUUUAUAUGGCUGAACCUUGAAGAGAUCUUUAUAGUGUCUAAUUUAUGGUCUAACCUUGAAGAGAUCUUUAUAGGGUGUAAUUUAUGGCCUGACCUUGAAGAGAUAGUGAAGGUCAGAGAGAAAGGUAGACUACCUCCACUAUACGGCCUUCACCACAGUAGUACAGUGUACUGAAUGUGGCUUGGCUGCCUCCCAAAUAUUCCCCACACAGUACCCUUACUUUGGACCAGGCCCUGGUCAAAAGUAGUGCAUUACAUAGGGACUAGGGUGCCAUUUGGGAGGUACUGUACAAAAACAACCAUAUCCAGGAGGUAUAAAUCCAACUGUAUUCCGGAGGAAUAAAUCCAACCGUAUCCUGGAGGUACGAAUCCAACCAUAUCCAGGAGUAGAUAUAUUGAUCCUUGAUUUAUUUAAUCCACAUCUGAUAUUUCUUCUCCUGUUUUCAAGAUUCUGUGAUCCCAGGAUUAGAUUCAAUCCGGGCCGCGGAAGGACAGCGCUAUAACGUGAUGUAAAUUUAAAGGCAAUGUUUCCUGCGUUAGCGGAUACUGCGUUCACGGUAAACGCUGCGUAUGUCAACUCCAUAUGAAGUUAUCUUUCCAUUUCAAUCGGGCUAUAUUGUGGAUCUUCAGCGGCUCGUAUUAAAUCAAUCUAGCCCCAUAGUCUGUCAUGUCGCCAACCAUCUCUUUCUCUGUAGUGAUGAGCCUGGGGGUGGACGAGGUCAGAUCUUACAUAACAAACAGGAGAGGAGAGCUGCUCCAAUACUGGUCCUUUCCCUGACAUGUUUUGUCUUAAUUACAACAUGUAUUGUAGCAGCGAUGCUAACGACAUGUCUUCACCUAACAACACCAGGAGAGACUCAUCCAUCACGACGGCUGGUCCCUCUACUAACAAUCUGUCUCCUAUGUGUCAGUAGAAAUUACAACGUUCAUUGGUUAGGUAACUCAAGUCUGAAUAUAAUUCCUAAAUUCUCCUUCAACAGAAUCUUCAUGCAGUUUUUGUUGUGAUCAUAUAAUGGAGAUGACUGUGAAUGAAAUGAAGGAGGCAUUUUGUCCUGCCUCAUUUAAACUGACUGAGAAGCACUGUCAUACACUUUGUAGACAAUAGAUGCUAACUGGGAUCCUUGGGAUGAACCUACCCAUUUAAGCAGCAUCAUAGGAUGCACAAUUUAUCAUACAGGGAUGAUUUCUGUCUCUUGAAAACUUGCUGACAAAUAAAACAUUUUGGGACUAUGUCAACAAUGGACUAAUGAAACAAAUACCAAAAGAUGGGUUUUGGGUGGCGAUUUUUCUUUAAUCGUUUUACAUUUGAACUUCAAUGAGGUGACGUCAGAGUUGGACGUCCCAAGGAUCCCACUUAGCAUGUACUCUUUGUAGACAGGAGCAUGGCAGUAAGAGCUAUAGAGGUCAUUUUAUCAGUAAUAUGGGUAUGUUGAGAAUCUAUGAACCUUUUCACACUAUCGUGCCAAGCAGAACCAACCUGCUGAAUUCACUUUCCUUUCACAUGGUUCUUUCCAGCAACUAUAGUAGAUGUGGAACCAGUCCAGUCCAGUUUGGCUGAGUGGUGUGAACAGCUCUUAACUCCUCUGUGGAACCAGUCCAGUCCAGUUUGGCUGAGUGGUGUGAACAGCUCUUAACUCCUCUGUGGAACCAGUUCAGUUUGGCUGAGUGGUGUGAACAGCUCUUAACUCCUCUGUCCUCUCAGUAUGAGAUCAGUCACUUUUUGAGUAUGAAUGUGAAGUGUAACACUGCGUACGUGAUCAGUCACUGAGCUUUGACCAAAACACUUUGGGUGUGUCCCAAAUGGCUCCCUAUUCCCCACAGGGCUCUGGUCUAAAGUAGUGCACUAUGUAGGGAAUAGGGUGCCAGGCCUGGUCUAAAGUAGUGCACUAUGUAGGGAAUAGGAUGCCAGCCCUGGUCUAAAGUAGUGCACUAUGUAGGGAAUAGGAUGCCAUUUGGGAUGUAGAAUCACCUGUGUAGAACCUAUGCAACACUUGACUUAGAAAGUAGUCUAAGACAUGGGACAGCCAGGGGCAGGGCUUACCAUGUCUACCAUGUAUUUGAUGAAUAAAUAUCUCAUCACCAUCUGUUGUUGUUCUGUUGUUGGCAGGCUGUCUGUGGUGUGGGAUGGGGAUUUAGCCUGGAAACCACCGUGAAUACUAUCUCUCUCGUUCACUAUUGUCUCAGUUAAGUGAAACAAUAGUGAACCAGAGAAUGAUAUUACAUUUGGAUUUGGGACUACUGACGACUGGGUUUGAGGAGAGAUGUUGAGAGGUCGGUAGAAAACACAAAUGAAAGUAGCUCUUCUCAGGUCUCAAGAAUAUAACUGAUUCUAGUACUGAAUCUCAUGCAGACAUGUUGUAAAAUAUCUCUACAGUUAACUGACACUAACUGGCGGUGAGUGCUGCCAUCUAGUGGAUCUUAACAGACACACACAAGUACAUUUGGAAUCUUCCGUGACAAGACAAAAAGCUGUGUUGGGAUCGAGAGGAAGAGUUUUGACAAAACAACACACAGAGCCAAUUUAAUGCAUCCUCUUUAAUUCAAAAAAAGGUAUCUUUCAUUCUCACACCCCACCAGCAUCCAUGUCAUUACAAUUGAUGGAAUAAACUGUUUAUAUUAAGAAAAAAAGUCUACCGUUUCUGCAUUUCAUUCCUAAUAGGACGCUACUUUUUCUCCAUUAGCCUCCAUCGUUCAUGUAAUAAAUACCCUAGAGAGAGGCUGCAUCCAAAAUAGCACCCUAUUCCCUAUUUAGUACCCUACUUUUGACCAGGGCCCAUAAAAUUCUGGUCAAAAGGUAGUGCACUACAUAGGGAAUAGAGCGCUCUUUGUGACAGAGUCUUGACACGUUGAUAUGGGUUUCUCAUGGUAAGCUGUUAAGGCCAAUACAGUCAUCUCUUUUUUACACAGACUGAGCGUAAGGUUCUACCUGAACGGAAACACAAGCAGGGUGAAAACCAGAACCACUAUAUACUGUAGAUGACUGGUCAAAACUGACCAGUCAUCAUGACAAAUAAAGACCAAGGGAUUGCAGGGGGAUUACACUUUGAGGGACUGGAUUAGAUUAGACGUGAGUGUAGUUAAACCAUAGAGGUAAAUUCCUGAAAAGAACCACUUAUGUACCAGAGAAUGCAUUCUACUUGUUACCUUUAAAAACAGAAGGGUGGCUAUAGGACAAGGAGAAGUACCGUUGUGGCUAAAGUGCAUCAGGACAAAAUGGACAAUCUUAGCAUUUUAGGCUGUUUCAGUGCAGCUUGUUCAAACACCUAGAAGAACAGAUGUUUCAGCCGUACUAAGAGCAUCUAAGCCCAGACAAUCUCAUAAGGAAAUUAAAAAUAACAAACUACAUCUAACGUAUCAUCAAGUCCUUGUUGUAUUUCUAUUCUCCAAGAACUACAAGAUGUAUUGUUACCCUCAUAGCCUGGUUCCUCUCCAGGUUUCUUCCUAGGUUCUGGCCUUUCUAGGGAGUUUUUCCUAGCCACCGUGCUUCUACACCUGCAUUGCUUGCUGUUUGGGGGUUUUAGGCUGGGUUUCUGUACAGCACUUUGUGACAUCAGCUGAUGUAAGAAGGGCUUUAUGAAUACAUUUGAUUGAUUGUUACAGGAAAUUUAGUGGGAUUAAAAAAACGAAGUGUUUAUUUGACAUGGCCAUAGUGUGAUAGAUCGACACCAGGUCGAACAUGAGACCAAAUCAAUUGAGACAGAUGGGUGGUAGCUACCAAACAAUAACUGAUCAUGCACCAGGAACUAAACCGUCUGACUCCACAUUACAUCAAAACUCCUCUCAAAACUCCUCUUUCAUGUGUUUUUAUAAAGGUAACUAGUUUAGUUCACACCCUGAAAUAGUACAGAAUGUCUUUGGUGCCACUGACUGAUUCCAAGUCAGUUUAGAUUUGAAUGAUUUUGAUAUUAGUGUAGUUGUUUUGUUAGUUAGUUUUUCCCCCAUAA